UAUUGCAGAGAGAGAGAGAGAGAAGGGAAGCAAGAGAAAGCAGCCUCUCUGCUGCUUCCAUUGAUCGCCUCCCCCUUCGCUGGCUGUUGCUGCAACUGCUGCUUCCUUUGCUUGGCCACCUCUGGCUCCUCUGCUCCUCCUUCCUUCAUUCCCUUGCCUGCCUUUCCCUUUGGCUCCCCUCCUUCUGCCUCUCCUUCCUGACCAUGCACUGGGAAGAGGAGGAGGAGGAGGAGGGGGACCCCAUUGCCAGCAGCACCAGCAGCAACUUCCCAGCCCAAAGGCACCCAAAAGGGGGCAUCUAGGGUUUGGCCCCCAAGUGGGCAAAAGAGUCCCUUCCUCCUCCUCUCCCUUUUCCUGCUGCAAAACAAGGAGGGCUUUUCUAUCCCCCCACCAUCCCCAAUAUUGUUUUUUGUGUAGUUUUUGCAAAACCCAUUCAGGGGCCAAUUGGAGGAGGAGGAGGAGGAGGAGGGAUGAGGCGACGGGGGGCUCCUCGGUGAUGCCCCCAAAGGGAGGCAGAGCUUGGCCCUGGUCCACUGCAGCAGCAGCAGCAGCAGGAAGAGGAGGAAAAGCAGGGACCCUCUUUCCAGCCUGAGCAGAAGAGAGGAGAAGCCCCUGGUUUCCUGGAGUGGAAGCAAGAGGAAGAGGAGCAGUGAUCUUCCUUGCAGCCUGAGCAGAAGCCCCAGGGUCUCCUGGAGGAAGAGCAAGAGCAGGGACCCUCCUUCCAGUUUGACCCAAAGGGAGGCCUGAGAGUCUCUCUGCUCUCCUGAGGUGAGCACAGGAGGAGGAGGAGGAGGAAGGGGAAGAAGAGCAGUGGCUUCCCCACUCUCUAUAGUUUCCUCACCAAGGAGGAAAAGCUUGGAGGUCUUCCUUGUCUUCUGGGAGAGGAGGAGGAGGAGGAGGAAGAAGAAGAAGAGCAGACACCCCCUCCAGUCUAGAAAGGAGGAGAAGCCUCAGGGUCUCCCUGCCCUCCUGGGGUGAACAGUCAUAGGAGGAGGAAGGAGGAGAGGAAAGGCUCCCUUCUUCCAGUCUGAGCAAAAGAGGAGCAGGGACCCCCAUCUUCCAGUCUGACCAAAAGGGAGGAGAAGCCCAAGGGUCUUCCUGAUCUCCAAGAGGAGGAGGAAGAGCAGCCACCCUUUCCAGCAAGAAGAGAAGAAGGAGAUAGAGGAGGAAAGACCUUCUUCAGUCUGAGCAGAAAGGAGGAGAAGCCAGAGGGUCUCUUGGGGCAAAAGGAAGAGGAGGAAGAGCAUCGACCCCCCUCCAUCCUAACCAGACGCCCCAACUCCCCACCAGCCUCAACUUCCCUUGGACUGGGACUUUGCAACCCAGCUCUGCCUUCCUCUUACUCUCCUAGAGACUGAGCCUUAAUUGCUAUCAUUACUACUAUUACUACUACUACAGUUUGCUGGUGGAAGAAACACCUCCCAAUUGGUGAUCUCUUCAAUAUAUAUACACACACAGAGAGAGAGAUCUGUGCCAACUCUUCUCUUUGGCCAAGACCAUGGCGAUGAAGGGGGCUGCCUGGCCCAACACAGGGGUCCUGCUGGUGACAGCCAACGUGGGCUCCUUGUUCGAUGAUCCAGAAAAUCUACAGAAGAAUUGGCUUCGGGAAUUUUAUCAGGUUGUACAUGCACACAAGCCACACUUCAUGGCAUUGCACUGUCAAGAGUUUGGUGGGAAAAACUAUGAAGCAUCCAUGUCUCAUGUGGACAAGUUUGUUAAAGAAUUGUUAUCAAGUGACGCAAUGAAAGACUACAACAGAGCCCGGGUUUACUUGGAUGAGAACUUCAAGUCACAGGAACACUUUACGGCACUGGGAAGUUUUUACUUUCUACAUGAAUCCUUGAAAAAUAUUUACCAGUUUGAUUUUAAAGCUAAGAAGUAUAAAAAAGUUACAGGGAAAGAAAUCUACUCAGAUACAUUAGAAAGUACACCUAUGCUGGAAAAAGAAAAGUUUCCACAGGAUUAUUUCCCUGAGUGCAAAUGGUCCAGAAAAGGAUUCAUACGAACGAGGUGGUGUAUUACUGACUGUGCCUUUGACUUGGUAAACAUUCAUCUUUUCCAUGAUGCUUCCAAUUUAGUUGCUUGGGAAACAAGCCCGUCGGUUUACUCAGGAAUAAGGCAUAAGGCCCUUGGUUAUGUACUUGACAGAAUUAUAGAUCAGCGGUUUGAGCGAGUUUCAUAUUUUGUCUUUGGAGAUUUCAACUUUCGACUGGAUGCAAAAUCAGUAGUAGAGACACUUUGUACAAAGGCUACAAUGCAGACAAUUCGGGCUGCUGACACUAACGAAGUAGUCAAACUAAUAUUCCGAGAAUCAGAUAAUGACCGGAAGGUUAUGCUACAAUUAGAAAAGAAACUCUUUGACUAUUUUAACCAAGACGUUUUUAGAGAUAACAAUGGCACUGCGCUUUUGGAAUUUGACAAAGAGCUGUCAGUCUUUAAAGACAAAUUAUAUGAACUGGACAUUUCAUUUCCUCCCAGCUAUCCAUAUAGUGAAGAUUAUAGCCAGGGAAUGCAGUACAUGAACACUAGAUGUCCAGCUUGGUGCGACAGGAUCCUUAUGUCACAUUCUGCCAAAGAGCUUAUUCUAAAGUCAGAAAAUGAAGAAAAGCAAGUGGUGUAUGACCAUAUUGGACCAAAUGUCUGCAUGGGGGACCACAAGCCUGUGUUCCUGUCCUUUCGAAUAGCUGCGGGGGCAGGUAAACCUAUUGCCAAUGUACACAAGUGUUGUCUCGUGCAGUGAUGUGGUGGGAAAAGAUGCCUCCGACAGGAGAAAAUCUUCCGGGAAAGUGUUUUAUAGUGAGGAAGAGGAAGAGGAAGGCCUGGAGGUCUGUCCUGUCGUCGCUUCAUCCCUGACAGCUCUCAUCCUCCGUUGCAUCCAUGCGUGCCAUGUUGGUUUUAUACUGUUGUUACUGUUGUUGUUAUUCCUGUUAUUUUGUUGUUGGGUUUUUUAGUCUGUUGAUCAUACACUAUUCUUCUUCGGUGUCUGGGCUAAUUUUUUUUUAGUCCCAGGGAAAGAAAAAAAGGAGAGAGAGAAACUUUCAUACCUCACCGUCUUGUAUAUCCUGUGACACCCGAUAUGGACUUUUUAUUUUUAUAUGGAGAUGCAUCUAUUAUAUGCCACAGUCUGGUUGCCAAAAAAGUAAUAAUAACAACCUCCUCUAAAACCACCCCUGAACCCCUCUAGUUUGCUGCGGUUUGUUCUGUGUUUCCAAGACUUCACCGUGCUUUUUUAAGAAAAAACUUUUAAGUUUAUCAAUGUGAAAUAAUAGAUAAUAUUCCAGAUUAGGACUCUUUUCACCACCCUUCUCCAGCUUCAAGCCAGGUUGCGAUUUUGUACAUUGCCUUGUAUAGAAGUUCCGCUGUGAUCACUGUAUGUUGACCAAGAUUUAUGGUUCAUGUGGGAUGGGGGGGGCGGGAGGGUGUUUGAAUUUUUUUUUUGUCAUUUUUAUAGACUUUUCUGUUUUUUCCAUGUUAUGUACUAUACUGCCAUGUUCCAUGGUUUUUGAAUCACACAACAGCAGCUGCUUUCUAUCCGUGUAUAUAUUUAUAUAUUUGUAUGUGAGUGUGUAUAGAGAUAUAUAUAUACACAGAUAUUAUAAUUUAUAAUUAUACGCCGUUUGUCUUUCCUGCUACAUAAAAGAGAGAUCUCUCCCAUAGCGUAGACAGCGCCUUGCCCAGUCCUAAAUUCUGGUCUGUUUGCAUUCCACUCAACCUAUGGGAUUUAAAUGCCAAGGAAAAUGGAGGUGAGAUCCACAUGCGUAGGUGGCUGAGUGGGAAGAGGCCAUGGCCAUGAAAAACCCACCCUGAAACACUCUUAUUUUCAAUUGAAACCCAUUGGGAACAUUGUGUUUCCUCGGAUGUUAAGUCCUACACAUUUCAUCAGAGUUGAUUCUGGGUGCCACACUGUAGAAAUAAUGCAUUUUGACAUCACUUUAAGUGCCAUAGUGCCAUCCUCCAGAAUCUUGGGAUUUGUAGUGUCGUAGAGCACCAGCACUCUUUGGCAGAGAAGGCUGAUGACCUUGUAAAAUUACAAAUCCCAGAAUUCUCUAGGAUGGAGCAACAGCAUUUAAGGUGGUGUCAAACUGUAUUAUUUCUACAAUGUAGAUGCACCUUUGGAAGUUUGCAAAGCACUUGUCUAGGAGCAUCUCCCCCAGAAAGCUCUAGGGCUGCAUCCACACUUCAGAAAUAAUCCAGGUUGACACCAUUUUAACUGCCGUGGCACAACACUAUGGAAUUCUGGAAUUGUAGUUUUGUGAAACAUUUAGCUUUCUCUGUCAAAGAACUCUGGUGCCGCAGCAAACUACAAUUCACAGAAUUCUAUAGCAUUGAGUCAUGGCAGUUAAAUUGGUGUCAACCUGAGUUAUUUCUGGAGUACAGGUGCAGUUUUGGACUUACUUGGAGGCUUAGGAUCAGUACAUGCCACAAGGACAGCCUUGGAGCCUUUUCACUGGUCCUAUUUAUACCAUCAUCAUUCCACUUUUAACUGCCAUGUUAUAUAGACUUGGGAUUUGUAGUUUGAGCUCUUUGGCUGAGCAUUCCAUGUACCUUUCCCUAAACUUGAAUCCCAUUUUUGUUAGAAGGGGAGAGGGAUUAUACAAAUAAAUAAAAUACCACGAUCCCAUAGGAUGGAACCAUGGCAAUUAAAAUGGAAUUACGGUGUUAAAUGUAUACAUGUUCUAGGAUGUGGGGGUGAGCACAGAUGGGAGUGGAGAAGUGAGGCUCCCUGUUCUAAAAAAAUGAAGAAAGAAUAGCUCCAGGGUUAGAGCAGCCAAGUGCCCUAUAAAACUGGGAAAGUUGCCUUUGGGGAUUGCAAUGCCCAGAAUCCCCAAGUAGAAUUCUGGGAGCUAGAUUUUUUUUAAAAGUCCCAAGCCCUGCUUUCCUUGGUGUGGGUGUGUACACAGACACACACACACAUGUCGGCACACUUCCCCAGUUACUUUUCUGUAGCCACUUAUUUAAGUAGCAGAUUUGGGUGCCCCGGGGGAAAAAUGUCAAGGAGAGAGAAAAUAGCCCUGUGUGGUUUGCAAAAUUUUGGCCAUGGUUUAAAAAUUGCAGUGGAUGGGUCAGAGGUCUAUAAAUCCCUCUUAAACCUUUCAAAAAAAAAAAAAAAACACUUCCCCUUGGCCCACUUCUUCUUCCCUUUCUCCCUCCAAACCCUGCAGCAUUAAAAGGCGAUUAGAGCAUCUGUUGUUGAUGAAACACAAACACACACACACACAGAGGACAGCUUUUGUGAUUCUUUUUUAAAACACUACUGGCUUCAGGUGGAGUCUGAAUCUGGGCUGAAAGCUCUCUAAAUAAUAAUCUGAGCAAACCCUGCAGUUUGGUGUGUGGUUUCCAUCUGGGAGGGAUGGUGCAUCAGCUCUGGGUUUUAGACUGAACUUUCAGGGCCCUAUUCAGGUUGCAGAACCUAACUUCCCAAGAGGUUUGGCUCUUUUGAUGGCUUCUGUUAAAGGUUAGAUUUAUUACUCUGCACCUGUACUGCAGAGAUAAUCUAGUCUGGUACCACUUUAACUGCCAUUGUUCAAUAUGCUGUGAGAUUCUAGUAUUUGUAGUUUGUUGUGGCACCAGAGCUCUGACAGAGAAGGCUAAAUGUCUCACAGAACUACAGCUCCUAAAAUCCUACAACACUGAGCCCUGGCAGAGUGGUGUCAAACUGGAUUAUUUCUGCAAUGUGGAUGCAGCCUUAAGACUCGGAGCAAAUUCUCUGUUCCACAGUCACGGAAGUUGCCCAGGGGUCUCAUGCAGAGAGUGACCACCCUCCUCCCAGGCUGGCCUAUGACAACUGGGGAGCGAAAAGCAUUGGGGCAUGGUGAGCAUUGGGAGAUAAAAUUGCCUUUUGCGUGUUCACUUGGAUAUGAGCAUUCUGGUUCUCAAGCAAUAAAAACUGAUCCUGGUGAAAG
Messenger RNA from Sceloporus undulatus (fence lizard), 5903 nucleotides. RefSeq names its product inositol polyphosphate-5-phosphatase A (gene INPP5A). The coding region runs from base 1499 to 2740 and encodes 413 amino acids. The transcript has 16 exons. The record is from RefSeq and is a predicted model, not a curated record. Gene Ontology annotation, molecular function: inositol-polyphosphate 5-phosphatase activity. Gene Ontology annotation, biological process: phosphatidylinositol dephosphorylation. Lineage: Eukaryota; Metazoa; Chordata; Lepidosauria; Squamata; Phrynosomatidae.